AAAAAGCACUAUUUCCAAACCAGCUAUUUUUCUCUAACAAAAUUAAUAGCAAAAUUAGUUCAUGUAUUUCCUAUGAUUUAUCCUGUACAUUAAAUCGUGGCUCUGCUCCCGCUUCCGGUACUGUACGAUGUCUAUUGUUUGUUCUGUGGAAUUCUAACCAUUUUUAUUGGAACUCGCAAAUUUAAUUUUUGCAAAUAUUGCCCAAAGGGGCCACAAAGGUCUAUUUUUACGGUUAUUUGACUUGGCAGCCACACAAAGUAUUACUAUAUUUAUAUACAAAAAGGAGAUGCGAUGGAAGAAGACAACGCCAUGUAUGAAAAAAUCCUAAUUGAUAUCAAAAAUUUAAUACGCAGUGAUCCAAAUUUGAAAGACUUUUGUAUAGUACCGAUCAACGAAAACAAGAAUAAGUCGCCAGUUUUGUAUGAGGAACACAACUUAGGCUUAGAAUUAUGGUGUGUGAAAUACGUUUAUGCAUAUCUUUAUAAACAGUUAUUUAAAUUAAGACGACUAUUAAGCAAAAAUAGAUUAAUACAACAAAAAAGUGAAGAAAUCGAUAAGUACUUGAUAUCUGCGCUACUAAUUCAUCCCGAAGUCGCGACAUUUUGGAACAUGCGACGUGAACUGGUGGAGUACGGCGUUAUUAACCUAGACAUUGAGUUGCUUUUAACAAAGUUAGUUUUAUCGAAUAAAAGUAAAUCAAACGAAGCGUUUGCGUAUCGCAAAUGGAUCGUUAGCAAGCUAAUGAAGGGUAUUUAUAAACAUGACGUUGUGUCCACCUUGGCCUUGCUUAAUCAAGAGUUCACAGUCACAGAAAUGGCUGCCCAGAACUCGCCCAAUAAUUACCACGCUUGGAAUCAUCGAAUGUGGUGUCUACAGUCGGCGUUCGUAAAACAUGACUUUGCAGACACUCCUAUGUAUUUAAAUUUAGUUUUUGAGCAGUUAGAUUUUUCGAUUAGGUGGAUACAGAGCCACAUAUCUGAACACGCAGGGUUUCAUUACAGGCAGUACUUGUUAAAAUGCGUGUUAAAUAGUUGCUGUUCAGUUUCUGAACGUACUGGCAAAAUUCGUUGCUUGUUAGAAACUUUUGCGCAUAUUAAGGCAUGUGAUGACGAAGGCUUUGUUCAACAGUUAUUAGGUAGAUCUAGUACGUGUGUAAACCGUAGUAUGGUUAAUUUUAUUCUUUUGUUAUUAGAAGAUUUGUUUUAUUUUAUGGACCAACUUAACGAAUUGUUUCCUGGCCAUGAAGCUGUGUGGUAUCAUCGCAGGUUUCUCAUAUUUCACAUACUUCAAAUUGCCCACGAAUAUCACAAUGUAGUGUGGUUCAGAAAUGUAAAUGUUAGCGGUUUAAUGUUGAACUCGAACGAUAAUAUAAUAAAUGUAGAUAGUGGUUUAUCAGAUACCAAGUAUCCGAAGUUACCAAAAUACGAAUUAGACGCCGUCGAGUCUUCCUAUCUGUACAAAAUACUUCUUAAGUUUGAAUUUGAACAUAUUCAAGGAAAUAGUUUGUCUAAAUGUAUUGAUGCACAAAGGGAAUUGGCUAGGCGGCACGAGAAAUGGUUACAUUUCAUUUUGUGUUUUAAUAAAAGUAAUAGUUUUAUUUAAUACUGAUCUAUCUUUAGUUUUAAUUAGUAUUUUGUUUUUCUUAAGUGCAUAAAGUUCUAUCUCUCAGUUUAAGUGGCAGUUAACAUUUGUGUAACGUUACCAUUUUAUAUAUUUCUUGAUAAAUAAAUAAUUUUGUUUCGAUA
Messenger RNA from Photinus pyralis (common eastern firefly), 1745 nucleotides. RefSeq names its product protein prenyltransferase alpha subunit repeat-containing protein 1 (gene temp). The record is from RefSeq and is a predicted model, not a curated record. Gene Ontology annotation, biological process: protein prenylation. Gene Ontology annotation, molecular function: protein prenyltransferase activity. Gene Ontology annotation, cellular component: cytoplasm. The transcript is spliced from 2 exons. The coding region runs from base 292 to 1602 and encodes 436 amino acids. NCBI's taxonomy places the organism in Eukaryota, Metazoa, Arthropoda, Insecta, Coleoptera, Lampyridae.